AUGAAGCUCUCAACUCUCCCAAUCCUGGCCAUGGCCACCACCAGCUACGCCUGCCUCAGAGGCUUCAACGUCGCCGCCGAAAACCCCGACGGCUCCUGCAAAACGCAAUCAGACUGGGAAACCGCCUUCCGCGCCCUCGCGUCCCUCCCCCCCUCCAGCGGCCCCUUCAACCAAGUCCGCGUCUUCGCCGCAUCCGACUGCGACACCUUGGCGCGGGCCGUCCCGGCGGCGCUCGCGACCGACACACGGCUCCUCGCGGGCGUGUGGGCCGAGGACGAAGCGCACUUCGAGGCGGAGAAGCAGGCGCUGCUCGCCGCCAUCAUGGCGCACGGCGGCGCGUGGAUCACGGCCAUCAGCGUCGGCAGCGAAGAUCUGUAUCGCAAGGAGGCGGACCCGCAGAGGCUGGCGAUGCAGAUUUAUGACGUGAGGGGCAUGGUGAGGAGCGUGGGUGUGGGCGUCGCGGUGGGGCAUGUGGAUACGUGGACGGCGUGGGUCGAUCCUGCAAACAAGCCUGUCGUCGUCGCCGUCGAUUUCGUCGGCUGCGACGCGUAUCCGUAUUGGCAGGGCGUCACUGUUCCGGAGAGUCUCGGCACCUACUUCAAAGCCAUUGCAGACACCAAGGCCGCCGUCACCGCGAUCAAGACGGGCCUUGAGGUCUGGGUCACGGAGACGGGCUGGCCGGCCACGGGCAAGACCUUCGGGCGCAGUUUCGCUUCUACCGGCAACGCGGAAUCUUACUGGAAAGCCGUCGCUUGCGCUUCGUUCCAGCAGCUGAACACCUUUUGGUACGCGUACCAAGACUACACCCAGGAGCCCAGCUUCGGUGUUUUUGGACGCGAUGGAAUCCCUUUGUAUGAUUUGUCCUGCUAG
Messenger RNA from Diplodia corticola, 870 nucleotides. RefSeq names its product glycosyl hydrolase family 17. Lineage: Eukaryota; Fungi; Ascomycota; Dothideomycetes; Botryosphaeriales; Botryosphaeriaceae. The record is from RefSeq and is a predicted model, not a curated record. The transcript has 4 exons. Gene Ontology annotation, cellular component: fungal-type cell wall; extracellular region; cell surface. Gene Ontology annotation, molecular function: glucan endo-1,3-beta-D-glucosidase activity; 1,3-beta-glucanosyltransferase activity. The coding region runs from base 1 to 870 and encodes 289 amino acids. Gene Ontology annotation, biological process: cell wall organization; carbohydrate metabolic process.